This is a messenger RNA of Erythranthe guttata (spotted monkey flower), 435 nucleotides long. Lineage: Eukaryota; Viridiplantae; Streptophyta; Magnoliopsida; Lamiales; Phrymaceae. The record is from RefSeq and is a predicted model, not a curated record.
AUGGGGCUUGCGAACUUUACCGAUAUCGAUGUUUCUCGAAACAGGCUGGAAGGGGAUAUUUCGUUCAUGUUUGGGAAGAACACGAGUUUGAUUUACGCUGAUUUUUCGAGGAAUUUGCUGCGGUUUGAUUUUUCGAAAGUGGAGUAUUUUUCAAAGAGCUUGAGGGGUUUGGAUUUGAACCAUAACAUGAUCACGGGCAGCCUGCCCGUGGUGUUGGUUGACUCGAGUCUUGACCGGCUGAAUGUGAGCUACAAUCGGAUGUGCGGUCGGAUUCCGGUGGGCGGGAGGCUGCAGGAGCUUGAAACUACGUCGUAUUUUCACAACCGGUGCUUGUGCGGAAAAGAUAAAACCGUGUCGAAGUUGAAAUGGGCCGGGCAAAGCUUUGUUACCAAUUAUGGCCAUAUUCAAUACGACAACGAUGUUGUUCAUCUCUGA